This is a messenger RNA of Closterium sp. NIES-65, 1668 nucleotides long. The record is from the annotation of a GenBank genome assembly. NCBI's taxonomy places the organism in Eukaryota, Viridiplantae, Streptophyta, Zygnematophyceae, Desmidiales, Closteriaceae.
AUGGCGGGUACCGGCCGUUCCUCUAUAUCUGAAGCGUCUCGAAAAUCGUCGCGUCAUCUCGAAGUGCCAGUGACGCUAUCCCUCCUCCUCGUGACCCUCGCGCUAUUCGCGGCGCCAAUUGCGGCCAACAACUGCCCUUCCUUCCGGCCAAUCGGCGUCGAGUGCCCUCCCGCCACGUCAGCAGUAUCCGCGUCGGCAUCCGACGCCGCAAAUCCCGCCUGCAAAUCACAGGCUUACCUGGGCCGAUUCGCCGUGCAGGGCUCGAAGCGCUUCCGCCUCCCCGCGCUCCCCAACGGCGUUCCGCUUCCGCCGGGCGCGCUCUCCGCGGACUGCUGCGCGGAGUGCCAGCAGCGCGCCGACUGCGCCUACUGGAACAUCCUGCUCCGCUCGCGCCGCUGCCUGCUCUUCGCUGCUGACGUAUGCGCCGCUGACGGGCCGGCCGUGUUUCUUCCCGGCGAGGAGAACGCCUUCGUCGGGACUCGCUACUGCAACGCAACGCCAUCUGUAACGCGUACACCAGCCAACACCACCGAUACCACACAAGACGACAGCACACCCUCCGAGAGCGCGCUUUCCAUUUUCGAGGACGCCACUGACGAGGAUGAGCAGGAGACGGCGGAGGGGCAGGCGGAGGAGAGAGCGGAAGCGGAGGAGGAGCACGACGCGCAUGUGAUGGGCGUGUUUGAAGGCGACAUGGCGAGAAUGCACGCGGAGGAGGCGGAAGAGUUGAAGAUCGUUGAAGCAGCGUCUCAGGCGCAGGAGCAGCAGCAGGCAGAGGGGGCGUAUCAGAACAUCCCUGAGGCGAUGGCUGCUUUGGAGCUGGAGGUGAUGCAAAGCGAGGAGCAGAACCAGCCGCAGCAGCAGCAGCCGCAGGAGCAACAGCCGCAGGAGCAGAAUGAACAGCAGGAGCAGCCUCAUGGCGUCGAAGUCUUUGAGCUUUUCGAGCUGCAGCAGGAGAACCCUGCGCCGUUUCAGGAGAAUUCUCAGGUGAUGCAGCAGAUUGAGAGGGAGGGCGUGGCAGCGCAGCAGGCUGGAGAGGUCUCCGCCAUCCAAGGCAUGGAGGCAUUUGAGGAGAAGGACGAGGGGGGAGAGGAGGGAGAGAAGGAAGAGGAGCGAGAGAAGGAAGAGGCAGCUCGGGCUGCGGCGGUGAAAGAGAUGGAGGAGGAGGAGAUCCCCAUCCGUCUCGUGUCCUUCUCCCUUGUCGACCCCAGCUCCCAAAUCACAAGCCAAGCAGCCGCCAUGGAAGCAGAGGAGGCGGAGAGAAAAAGCAACGACAAGGCGAAGAGAGGCACAGACGCCGAGCAGGCUGCCUGGAGGGACCUGGAGCAGCAGGAGAUUCCAGUGAAACUGACCUCAUAUGAAAUCGUGGACGCCGAUUCUCUUGCCGCGAGCCAAGCAGCAGCGAUGGAGGAAGAGGUGGAGAGGCAGGCAGACGCCAGUGCAACCGCUCUCAGGGACCUGGAGGAGCAAGAGAUUCCUGUGAAGCUAACCUCUUAUGAGAUGGUGGACGCCGGUUCAUUGGCUGACAGGCAAGCUGAAGCAAUGGAGAAGGAGGAGGCUGAGAGGCAGGAGAGGGAGAGAGCAGCCGUGUUGAGGCAGCUGGAGGAGCAAGAGAUUCCAGUGCGGCUAAACCUGAGAGGGCACUCUGCCUUCCACACGGCGUCCUAA